CAGCGCGCCUCCUUUUCCUGCUCGGGGUGGAGUUUGGUUUUGAAUUUCCCUGCAGCAAAAAACAGAAGAGGAAGGAGAUCUUGGUGAACGGAGAGGUUUCUACAUGACCGUUUAUUGCUGGGGGAUCCGGCUGGGAUGAAAAUGGAGGAGCGAGGCCCAGCAGGCUGUAUACAAGGGGAACGGUCACAGGCUGUCAGAAAAGGUCCUCCUCUUCUCCAGGCUGUGGUUAUUGGAGAAGACCCACAGAGAAUACCAGUAGCGCAGAUUAAACAGGAACCCGGUGAGCGGGAACUCCAGCAAUGGGAAACGCAAUGGCAGGAGUUUCUGAAGACAGUGGAAGCACCUCAGUCGGUCUGGGCAAUCCCGCCAUUGCCAGAGGAGCCCACCCCGUGGGACGACGCCAAGGCCUUCCUGGCCUCCUUUGAGCAGGUGGCUGAGGCCUGCCGGUGGCCUAAAGAAGAGUGGGUGGCCCGACUCCUGCCUGCCCUCAGCGGAGAAGCCAAGCAGGCCUUUAGAGGCCUGGAGGCCGAAGGCAGAGAGGAUUAUGGGAAGGUGAAGGCGGCCAUCUUGCGAGGGGACGCCCUGAGCAGGGAAAAGAACCGGCAGCACUUCCGGUGCUUCUGCUACCAGGAGGCCGAGGGGCCGAGAGAGGCUUAUAGUCAGCUCCAGGAGCUUUGCCAUCGGUGGCUGAAGGUGGAGAGACACUCCAAGGAGCAGAUCCUGGAAACGCUGAUCCUGGAGCAGUUCUUGACCAUCCUGCCCCCGGAGAUCCAGAGAUGGGUGAGGGAAUGGGGCCCGGGGACCUGUCCUGAGGCGGUGGCCCUGGCCGAGGACUUCCUGCUGAGGCAGCGGGCGGCCAGCCGAUGGGAACAGCAGGUGCAGGCUGCAAGUUCCGUAAAAACUGAGCCGACUCCAUUUGUCCCUGGGCAAAAGCAGCUGCAGAAGCAGGCCAAGGCCAAGCAGGAUUUGAACGCCAGGCUGCUGGGUUACAUGCAGGUGCCUGAGGGUGGAGAGAAUAUUCCGGAAUAUUCCAAGCCAAGUGAGAGUGUGAGGAACCAUACAGCUUGUUCCGAGCUGGUAAAGCCAGAUAGGGCACCACAAAAGAGAGCACUAGGGAACGUUUCCCUGGUUGAGGAAGAUGGGAAAACAUCUGGAGAACAGCGCAGCCCGAAGAGGCAGCCACGAAACCAUCCGAGGAACGGAACCAGCGAUUGCACUCCUGGUGUGGCGAAUGAGAUCCUUGAUGAAUGUUUCGUAAGACACAAACGACAGGCACAUGUGAUAACUGAGGAAAGCUUUGGAGAGGUUUCGGGACUCUCUGGGCAGGAACGGGUCCUUCAUCAUGAGGCACCGUUUCAACGCGGCGAGUGUGACAAAACCGUUGGCCACAAGGACCAACUUCUGAGGCACCAGAGGAUUCUCCCUCUGGAAAACCCACGCAAAUGCUCUUACUGUGGGAAAGCCGCCUGUCAGACCUUCCACAAGGAAGCCCACACCGAGAAGAAACUCUUUCAGUGCUCGGCCUGUGGCAAAUGCUUCAGUCGUAACUCGCUUCUCAUUAAGCACGAAAGGACCCACGGGGGAGAGAAACCUUACACUUGCUCCACCUGCGGAAAGAGUUUUGUUUACAGCUGGAACCUCAUUAAGCACAAAAAGAAGCACACGGGGGAGAAACCGCACCAGUGUUCGGCCUGUGGGAAAACCUUCUUUGAGCGUUCGGACCUUAUCCGACACGAGAGAACUCACACGGGGGAGAAACCGUAUCGAUGUGCCCACUGCUGGAGGCGUUUCAGUCAGAAGUGGCUCCUUAUUAAACACGAGCGGACCCAUGCGGGGUAGAGGCCGGGAAAGCGUUUGCGAUGCGGGAAGAAGUCCUGUUCACGCCCAGGCUCUGCUUGUCAUAAAAGAAAGACAUGCAGGAGAGAAACCGAGUAAUAGGGAUAAAUCUGUCAGGGUCUGCAUGGCAGUGGUGGGCAGAUCUGAAGCCAGUGUUAGGCGGGGCCAGAGCAAAAAUAAGGUUUUGUCUCUCUCCCUAUGCCAAUGCCAUACUUCUCUUUUUCUCUUUCCCAUCCUUUCUCUCUCUCUCUCUCACUCACUCCCCCUCCUUUUUCUUUCCCACUCGUCUCUCUGCCUCUCUGCCCUUUCUCUUUCUUUCUGCCACCCUUCUUUUUCUCUCGCACCUUUUUCUCUCUCCCUGCCACCCUUCUCUUCCUCUCUCACACCUCUCUUUCACACACACCUCUCUCUCUCUCUCUCUGCCAAGAGGGCAACCAGGAUGAUCAGGGGUCUGGAAGCAAAGCCCUAU
Messenger RNA from Elgaria multicarinata webbii, 2305 nucleotides. RefSeq names its product zinc finger and SCAN domain-containing protein 31-like. The coding region runs from base 136 to 1839 and encodes 567 amino acids. The transcript is spliced from 4 exons. NCBI's taxonomy places the organism in Eukaryota, Metazoa, Chordata, Lepidosauria, Squamata, Anguidae. Gene Ontology annotation, biological process: regulation of transcription by RNA polymerase II. The record is from RefSeq and is a predicted model, not a curated record. Gene Ontology annotation, molecular function: RNA polymerase II cis-regulatory region sequence-specific DNA binding; DNA-binding transcription factor activity, RNA polymerase II-specific.